UCUGCAGAAUUUGGUGGCGUUGUAUCGUAAGGAUUUGGCGUGAAUUUUUACGUGAAUUUUGUUUCUGAAAGCUGGAAUGGAUCAGUUUCGGCAGGUUGGAGAGGUUUUGGGUAGUUUGAAGGCACUUAUGGUGUUGAAAGAUGACAUUUCAGUCAAUCAAAGGCAGUGUUGUUUGCUGCUUGAUAUGUAUAGCUUGGCCUUCGAAACUAUUGCAGAAGAAAUCAGAAGAAACCUGAGACUAGAAGAGAAGAACAUGAAAUGGAAAGCACUUGAACACCCUAUGAGAGAGCUUUACAGGAUCUUCAAGGAAGGUGAACUCUACAUCAGACAAUGCUUGGACAUCAGAGACUGGUGGGGCAAGGCAAUUAGUCUCCAUCAGAACAAGGACUGUGUCGAGUUCCACAUUCACAACAUGUAUUGUUGCUUCCCUAUUGUCAUCGAGGCCAUUGAGACUGCUGGAGAAAUCUCGGGUUUAGACCUAGAUGACAUGCAGAGGAGGAGACAGGUGCUCAUGAGAAAGUACGAAGAGGAGUGGAAUGACCCGAAGCUCUUUCAGUGGAAGUAUGGGAGGCAGUACUUAGUCCAUCGAGAGAUAUGCAGCCGGUUGGAGACAGCUUGGAGAGAAGAUCGAUGGCUGCUUCUCGAAACACUGAGGGAGAAGAAAAGUUUGGUACCAGCCACUUUGGCAAAGCAUGAGCAGAAGCUUGGGGACCUACUGCUUAAGAAAUUAAAUGGUUCGGAACCAUCAAAUGAGAAGCUUUUGCCCAGUUGGAUCUUAGUAGGAGCAAAAGAUUAUUUUGUGAAGCGAAGGUUGGGAUCCGGGGCAAGCCGGAUUAAGGAGAUCCAGUGGCUGGGAGAGACUUUUGCUUUGAAACAAUUCUUUGGGGAGAUUGAACCACUAACUAAUGAGAUUUCUCUGGUUCUGUCUCUUUCACACCCCAACAUAAUGCAAUACCUUUGUGGAUUCUAUGAUGAGGAAAAGAAAGAGGGUUUUCUUAUUAUGGAGCUGAUGAGCAAGAAUCUUAGUACCUUCAUAAAAGAGAAUUGUGGACAAAGGAAGCGCAUUCCGUUCUCUCUUCCAGUUAUGGUUGAUGUUAUGCUUCAGAUCGCGAGAGGUAUGGAGUACCUUCACUCUCAGAAGAUUUAUCACGGAUGUUUGAACCCGUCUAAUGUCCUUAUUAAAGCGAGGAAUGCACCAGUUGGAGGUUACUUUUAUGCAAAAAUAACUGGUUUCGGCUUAACAUCCAUCAAGAGGUACAGAAAUUCUCCAAACCAGAAUUCGGACAACCCUGUUAUAUGGUAUGCACCAGAAGUUCUGGCUGAGCAAGAACAGCCAGGUAAUAAAUGUAGUUCAAUGUACACUGAGAAAGCUGAUGUCUACAGCUUUGGCAUGCUUUGUUUCGAGCUUCUGACUGGGAAAGUUCCAUUUGAAGAAGCUCAUCUUCAAGAUGACAAAAUGAGCAGAAACAUAAGGGCAGGGGAGAGGCCUCUCUUCCCAUACACUACGCCGAAAUACCUUGCAAACAUAACAAGAAAAUGUUGGCAAGCUGACCCAAACUACCGCCCAAGUUUCUCAUCCGUAUGCAGGAUUUUGCGUUACAUCAAGAAGUGUCUCGUGAUAAAUCCUGAUCACGGUCAGCCAGAAGCACCGCCACCACUUGUAGAUUUCUGUGACAUUGAAGCAGGGUAUUCAAAGAAGUUCCCUGAAGAGGGAAAUCCUGAUUUGGCAGCAAUCUCACAAAUUCCUUUUCAGAUGUGUGCUUAUAGACUUGUGGAGAAGGAGAAGACUUCUGGGAGAUUUAGAGACAAGGGUUGGGAUUUAGCAAAUGAAACAUCAUCUUUUAAUGGGGAUGAGAAUGGGGUUGCCAUGGAAGAUCCGUUUCUGGCAGUUGAUGAAAGAUCAGUUUGUUCCGACUUUCCUGAAAGGAGACCUUUUUCAAGAUUUAGAGAGGAUCAAAGGUCCGUUUGUUCAGAAGCUCCACUGGGAAGAAUGUUAUCAUCGAAAGGAUUUGAUCAAAGGUCAGUCCGUUCUGAAUUCCCAUGGAGGAAACUUGACCAAAGGUCAGUUGGUUCUGAGACUCCAGGGAGGAAAUUCGAUCAAAGUUCAGUUGGUUCUGAGACUCCAUGGAGGAAAUUCGAUCAAAUGUCAGUUGGUUCUGAGAAUUCUGGGAGGAAAACUUUGUCAACUACAGCAGGUGAUCCAGAGAGAAAAAUGUUGCCAACAACAGAAGCUGAUCAAACCUCAGUUGCUUCUGAGAUCCCAAGGAAGAAUAGUUUGUCCACAAUAGCAGCUGAUCAAGUGUCAAUUGGUUCUGAGCCUGAAGAGAGGAAAACUUUAUCGACAUCAAUAGUUGAUCGGACACCAGCCAUUUCUGAGUUUCCUGAGAAGGGAACUCCAUCAACAACAGCAAACAAUAAAAAGUCAAUUUGUUCUGAUAAUCCAGAGCAGGCAACUUCACCAAUAUCAGAAAACAAUCAAAAAUCAGUUUGUUCCGAGUGUCAAGAGAAGAAAACUUCAACAACAACAACAAUAGCAUGUGAUCAAAAGUCAGUUUGUUCUGAUAUUUCAGAGAAGAAAACUGUGUCAAGAAAUAAAAAGUCAGUUUCUUCUGAAAAUCCAGAAAAGAAAGUUGUCUCGAAGAAAGGAAGCAAUCAAAGGUCACAUCAUUCUGUGAUUCCAGAGAAGAAAGUCUCGUUGAAGAAAAAAUUGAAAGAUGUAAAGGCCAGCAAGGGUCCAGACUCACCAAAAGGACAUUUGCCAAGAUCACCAUCACGGUCAACGAAAGGACAUUCGCCUAAAUCUUCAUCGAAGUGUUCUUGUGCUCGCUGUUCAAAGAUGAACAGAGAGAACCCCUUACCAUCUUUUAUGAGUCCGAUUGGACACGUAAGAGAUCACAGUGCAGACUCGGAGGAGACAUAGUUUAUCUUUCUUUCACCAUUAAUCAACCAAAGUUGCCAGACCUAUACAGAACUUCCAUACAUACUGCAGGUUCUUCCAAAAGGAAAAUGUGCAUAUAAUUUUUGUUUCAUUUUCCCACCAUAAAAACAAUGUAGUUUGCCUCUAGAAGGUAGGCGUAGUUGAACUUGCACACAUGUCCUGUAUCUAUGUUCAAGAAUAAUCUGUUGUAUAUUACUAGCUGGAAAAAGAUUUCUCUUGUUGACCAUAUGUUGCA
This is a messenger RNA of Cornus florida, 3173 nucleotides long. Its product is annotated as receptor-like kinase LIP1. Gene Ontology annotation, molecular function: protein kinase activity; ATP binding. Bases 77 to 2920 code for a protein of 947 amino acids. The record is from RefSeq and is a predicted model, not a curated record. The transcript is spliced from 2 exons. Gene Ontology annotation, cellular component: cytoplasm. NCBI's taxonomy places the organism in Eukaryota, Viridiplantae, Streptophyta, Magnoliopsida, Cornales, Cornaceae. Gene Ontology annotation, biological process: signal transduction; protein phosphorylation.